AGCACAGCGUAAGUAGUAUUUCUGAGCACCGUAAACAUUUUAAACUACUGUGAGUAUGCCUUCAAUUAUAUUAUUUAUGUAACUAUUUUGUAUGUAGCGAAAGCUAUUCGUAUUCAUAUGCAAUUCCAUGGCAGUGAGCUGAGACAAUGCGGGUUGCUAGAAUAGUGGCUAAGCUUAGCAAUAAUUGACAUGAAGGAAUGGUGAUGUGGCUGUUAAAGCUUCUUCGACAGGAAUCGUUAUUUAGUGUAGAAAAGUUGUCUAAAACGGAGAUAUUCAAGGUUUCGAGUAAUGACAGUGAACAACUUGUGUGUUAGUUUCUGUGAUUCAGACAUUUAUAUUCAAUUUAACUAUCUAGCUAAAUGAUGUGGCAAUUGAACGGUCUGUGGGCAAGCCCAUCCAUGAUGACAAACAUUUUCCAUUCCAUAACCCCAGACUCUCCCUACAGUCUGUAGCUUUGUCACUGUGCGUUAUUAAUUUGUUACAACAAUCGAAAGCCUAGUUUUGCAUUAUGUGAGAGGAUUUGUUGUCACUUGUGAAACAGUGCCAUUAACCUUUUAUGUCUAUUUUCUGUCACUGCUAUGUCCCAUGUUGUAUUUUAGCCUACAUCUUUCCUACCUCGGCGUCAGUUACUCUAAUGAAAUCUGGUGUCCCAAAGGGUGAGAACUGCCUUGUAGAUAUGGACUCCAAGGCAGGGGAUCUCUUCAGCGCUGAGCCAGCUGAUGCUGCUGGAGCCGGAGGUGUCAUGGGAAAGUGUGUGCUGUUGUUUUUCUAGCUCUGUCUAUCUGUUAGUUAAUCUGUCUAGUGCAGUGCUCGCCAAUCCUGUUCCUGGAGAGCUACCCACCAGCAGGUUUUUGCUCCAACCCCAGUUGUAACCUCUCUGAUUCAGCUUGUCAACCAGCUAAAUAUUAGAAUCAGGUGAGCUGGAUUAGGGUUGGAGUGAACCUACAGGACGGCUCUCCAGGAACAGGUUUGGAGAGCCCUGGUCUAGUGCCAACAGUCACUAAACCUGGUCCUGGAAAGCUACAGGGCGGGCAAGCUUUUGUUCCAGCCCAGCACUAUCACACCUGAUUCAACUUGAUGAGUUGUAGCACCAUGUAGCUCUCUGGGACCAUUGUUGGUGAUGGGUUUUGGUCCAAAAACAUUUUAUAUACAGUCCUCAUUUCAUGUGUAGUCAUUCUUCUGUGGCUAUUAUUGUGUCUGUAGGACAAUCAAUUGUGAUCUGAAUUUGUCUCAUAUUUUUCUUAAUCUAGCCUACCACUAAAGGAGCUAGAUGGGUCAGUUUGUCCUUUCCCUGUAUUAUGCCUGGCUAUGAUGUGUUGUUGUUCAUUCUGUGUCCAUCAGUCUCUUGGAUUGAUGCUAUACAUUUUUUCCAUCUCCCCAUACCUCUUGUUUAGUUUACCACCCUGGCUUUCUGCCUUGCCUCACAGGCUGUGGCUGCCCAAAGGCCUCUCGGCCGGUGUGGCCAAGGAGUGGUUUGACCGUCGCCGUGCGUCCAUCCGUCCCUGGGCUGGCUUCGUGGAUCACAGGAAGUUCACCAAGCCCCGCAACUUUGGCGAACUGUGCCAGAGGGUGGUGCGCAACUUGGACACCUACAACAGCAACUACACCUUCAUCUUCCUUGGCCUCAUCCUCUACUGCAUGUAAGAGCUGCGGGACAGGAGUUUUUAAAGACACUGUGGUAGUCAGUGAAUAUAAAAACACAGUAAUUACAUAUUGUUUCUAGAUAGACUGCUGCCAGCAGCCUAUUUUAUUUUCAAAUUCAAAAUCUCAGUGGUUCGAAUAGGCCUAGAUCUAUGCUGGAUUGAGUUGAUUUAGAAUCUGUGAUUAUCAAAGAAUAACUCUUUCCCUCUUCCAAUCUCCCCCUCUUUACCUCAGUAUCAGCUCUCCCAUGCUGCUGAUUGCUUUGGCAGUGUUUUUUGGUGCCUUCUACAUCAUCCACCUCAAGUCCCAGGAGUCUAAAUUGGUCGUCUUUGGUGAGUAAAGGAGUCAGGAUCUGUAAGAUGAUUGAUAUGGAGCGAUUUCAAUAACAACAUACAUUUUAUUUGAAUUCCAUAAUUUUACAUUUGUAUUAAGAUAUUGAAUUUGAAUUUAAUAUUUUUUAAAUUUGUAACAAAUUAUUGUAUUUCAUGAUUUGACACUGACUUUAAUAAAUAUUGCAUUGUUUUAAAUUGAAUUGAUUGUUCAAAUUCAAUAUUUAUAUAUUCAGUUUCAAUAUGGUAGAUAUUGCAUUCAUUGUCUGUGUACCAAGUUUACAAGCUUUGAAGUUGAUCAAAGUUUCAUAUAUUCAACUUCUCAGAUGCAUUCAGAUUCAGUUCUCUAAAUUCAGAUUCAAAACCAGAGACAACAUCCUGGUACUUUGCCAGCCAGGAAAGGUAGAGGUUUGAAUCAAACGCUCUCUAUGGUAAACAGAAGCCUCUGGCAGUUUCUGAAGCCAAUGUGGCAUGUUUUAAUGUAUUGUCUUCCUAUGAAUUUGGCUGUAGUGUCUGAACCGUUUUAGCUAUACGCUAUUAUGACCCCAUUCCUGAAAGGUUAGACUCUCUGAAACAUGUACAUGCCUUCUGUUCCCCAAUAUGAUGAUCACAGGCCGCGCAGGAGACGUUAGAAGGGAGUGUCACAAAAAUGUGGCCCCCAUAACAAUAUAGUUUAAUAGCCUGGUCAUAGCCCUUCUAAGGAUAGCCUUUUCACUCCCUAUUUAAUCUUGCUCUUAUGGCUGACUGGGUUCGAACCAGGCCUCCUGCAUGUCACAAGACUGUGUUAGCACACUUAGCUAAAGCCCAUAGGGAUGAGUUCAGGAAGCUAACAUGUCUCCAGCAAGGUUACUCAUCAAAAGAGCGGGGUUCAUCGAACCACCAUGGUUACAUUUAACCCCACUUUGACCUCAUACUGAGAGAUCACAGCACCAAUAUAAUAUGAAUCCCGGUUUCAACUGUACCGGACAGAUGGCAGACAGCGUAUAUGGCGUUGUGUGGUUUGCUGAUCUCAACGUUGUGAACAGAGUGCCCCAUGGUGGCUGUGAGGUUAUGGUAUGGGAAGGCAUAAGCUACUGACAACGAACACAAUUGCAUUUUAUCGAUGGCAAUUUGAAUCCACAGAGAUACUGUGACGAAAUCCUGAGGCCCAUUGUUGUGCCAUUCAUCCGCCGCAAUCACCUCAUGUUUCAGCAAGAUAAUGCACGGCCCCAUGUCGUAAGGAUCUGUACACAAUUCCUGGAAGCUGAAAAUGUCCCAGUUCUUCCAUGGCCUGCAUACUCACCAGACCGACAUGUCACCCAUUGAGCAUUGGGAUGCUCUGGAUCGACGUAUAUGACAACGUGUUCCAGUUCCCGCCAAUAUCCAGCAACUUCGCACAGCCAUUGAAGAGUGGGAAAAUAUUCCACAGGCCACAAUCAACAGCCUGAUCAACUCUAUGUGAAGGAUAUGUGUCGUGCUGCAUGAGGCAAAUGGUGGUCACACCAGAAACUGAUUGAUUUUCUGAUCCACGCCCCUACCUUUUUUUAAAGGUAUCUGUAUUCCCAAUCAUGUGAAAUCCAGAGAUUAGGCCUAAUUUAUUUAUUAAAGUUGACUGAAUUCCUUAUAUAAACUGUUGCUCAAUAAAAUCAAAAAGAAUGUUGCAUGUUCAAUAUUUUUGUUCAGUGUAUAUAUAUAUAUAUAUUGUUUGUGCUUUUCUUUGCCUGCUGUUGCUCUGUAAUAGUCACGUUGUUGUUCAUCUGUAUCAGAAUCCCACAGUUCAUACCUUUCUAACAGUACUAAGCAUGUGUUUGUAGGACUUAUAGUUUAGAAAUCUAAAUAUAUCUAAUGAAGGUAGAUUACCAUUUCUGUCACAAUUGAAGAAGCCCCUUUUCAGUAAAUAACGCAUUGGGUUGGAAUGCUUCAGGAGGGCGGUCACAUGUUUGCUAGGCAGAGGUCCUGAGUGAAUCUCGUUAUGAGCUGAAUCAGGGAAAGGUGGUACUCGUUAAGCAAGCGGUUUACAUGAAUUUCUGGAACUUAUCCCUAUAGGCUUUAGCAAAGUGGGCUUGCGAUGUGCAGGAGACCUGGUUCGAACCCAGUCAGUCUCAAGCGCAAUAUUAAAUAGGGAGUGGAAAGGCUAUUCCUAUGGUGGCCAAAUUGUGCUUUUUGUGGCAUUCCCUUCUAACAUGUCUUGCGCGGCCUGUGAUCAUCAUAGAGGGGACAGAAGGCACGUUCAUGUUCCUAAGAUUUCAGGAAUGGGGUCAUAAUAGCUUAUGGCCAAAACGGUUCAAACGCUAGAGCCAAAUUCAUAGAAAGGAAAUAAAUUCAACAUGCCUGUAGAAUAGCAGACCCAGUGUAUCCAAGGGAGGUGAUAGGUGGGAGUGAGGAGGACCUAUGAUUGUACAAAAACAAUACUUGAAUUUAUUACAGAUGCAGGGUUUCAGGAUACAUGGCUUGUCUCAAACAGUUGUCCAUAUCCCCACCGUUCAGGAUACGAAAACUCACAAAAAUGACGGAUGACAGCGAGUCUAAAGCUCAGCCCCUCAAUAGGAUUCCUACUGCAGCGAAGACUAGGCCUAAAUGCUAAACAGCAUAACUAGGCAUGAACCCUUUUCCAGAUCUAAAGAGAGCCUAACUCGUGCCUUAUUGGGACUAAAGAGAGUAUACCAGAACAGCCUAAAUCAACUGCCUGUACAUACAGGACUUAACAACAAACUGCUGUGGAGCACAUUGUAAAAUGGUGUUCAACCCUGAGCUGAGAGAAAAGGUCGGCACUUAUCCCUUUGCGCCUCAACUCCGCCCACACUUAUUAACCAAUGAGAAUGAGCAUUUAAUUAGAAUAACUUUACUUUGUUAAUUAGACCAGGUAACACUAUGGAACACAUUAUUUAAGUUAAUUGCAUUCAUUAGUUUAAAUUACCAUAUUUAGUCAUGUACAAGACAGAGCUACAUGAAAUAGAACAUGAUUAGAACUACUACUCAGGGAGACUGAAAGCAUGGGUGAACUACACGCUAAUUAUUUAACUCACCACACCUACAGUAACUUAAACCUGAGCAACCAACUCUGUAGCAAACAAUUAAGGUCGAGCACACCUAAACUGGUAGAUAGCUAUGCAUGCUGAUGGACUAUUAUCCAAACCACACAUGUAUAUAGUUAAGCAUUUGAGAUAAUAUUAACUUCAUGAAAUACAUUUUAAGACCCUUUAAAAUGGUGAUGAGGCCAGUUUAAGCUUCAGAAACCUAACUCGUGCCUUACUGGGACUAAAGAGAGUAUACCAGAACAGCCUAAAUCAACCACCAGAAGCUUCUGUUUACCACAGAGAGCGUUUGAUUCAAUCUGUUCUCCUCUACCUUUCCUGCCUGGCAAAGUACCAGGAUGUUGUCUCUGAUUUUGAAUCUGAAUUUAGAGAACUUAAUUUGAAAACUGAAUCUGAAUGCAUCCUAGAAGUUGAAUAUAUGAAACUGAUCAACUUGAAAUAAUAGUUUGUAAACUUGAUACACAGACAAUGAAUGCACUAUCUACCAUAUUGAAAUGGAAAUAUUCUAAUUGAAUAUUCAAUUAAAUUUGAAUAGAAUUUAAAAACGAAAUGCAAUAUUCAAAUGAUGAAUUAUAUGAUUCAAUUUGUGCAUUACAAAUGGAAAAAUAUUCAAUUCAAAUUCAAUAUCCUAAUACAAAUUAAAAAUUAUGGAAUUCAAAUACAAUUUAUGUUGGCACUGAAAUUGCUCCAUAAAUUGGGUGAAUGGUACUUGAAAUCUGAGUGAUUUAAUUUUCUCACAGGAAAAGAGGUGACCGGGCCUCACCAAUUGGGUCUGGCGGGGGCGGUCUCUUUCCCUGUGUUUUGGUUGGCUGGUGCAGGAGCUGCAGUGUUUUGGAUCCUGGGUAAGUUACAACCCCAUCUCACUCUUUACUGUACACAUCAGACCUGGGAUAACUGUAGACUUAGGCCUAGAUAUACUUUGUGGAAUAUAUUUCAAAUUAAUCUUUCUUUGAAGGAGACCAAUUAUUAGGGAUGUAACGAUUCACCGAUAUGCAUCGGUCCCCGAUUCAAAUGUUUAAAAUACCACUGCAUCGGUCCGCGGACCCCAAAUCGAUCCAAAUGUAGUUUGAAUCAGUUAGAAAAUCGAUUCAAACGUUACGAAUUGCAGAUUCACUAACAUAUUUUGCACAUAUUACGUUCUUUCUACCUUCUGAAAGUUCUUCAUAUUUUGAGACAAAUGAUGCGUCCUCUCCUUCAGUGUCGAAUUAAUAAGCAUGUAACUGUGUUGAUAGUGAUUGAUCUACAAGUAAUUUUCCAUGCUGAACAAUCUCAGGGAAUAUCAGUAGCCUUGUCAAACUGCGCACUGUGCCCAGCUUCGCGAGGUACGCGGCCUGUUCCUGAUCUUGCACAUCUAUGGGCUAGAUUGUUAUCUAUGCGCUGUUGAAAAUGGUGUUUUACCAGAAUAAAAGUAAACUACCGGAGACACAACUCAUCUGGCUAUACCUGCUGAACAAGGGUUACAAUAUAUUUUAUUUAGAUUGUUCAAGUUCACCAUCAGCAAUAGUUUUUGUUAGUUUUGCUUUAAACAAUCAGUGUAUAUGGUCAUUUUUACAUAUAUAGGGUGAAGUUGAUAGUUUCAUAGCAAGGAAUCACUUUUGCGAGGCGCACUGCAUGGCCAAAGCGGGAGGAGAAAAGAAGCUCACUUAAUAACUUCCAAAUGGUCAAAACCAUUAGACUUUGAGAUGGGGACAAUUGAGACAUAGUUUGUGUAUGUGUGCCAUUCAGAGGGUGAAUGGACAAGACAAAAAAAUGAAGAGCCUUUGAACGGGGUAUGGUAUAAAACGGGGUGCCAGGCGCACAGAGUUGUGUCAAGAACUGCAACACUGCUGGGUUUUUGACGCUCAACAGUUUCCCAUGUGUAUCAAGAAUGGUCCACCACCCAAAGGACAUCCAGCCAACCUGACACAACUGUGGGAAGCAUUGGAGUCAACAUGGGCCAGCAUCCCUGUGGAAUGCUUUUGACACCUUGUAGAGUCCAUGCCCUGACGAAUUGAGGCUGUUCUGAGGGGAAAAUGGGGGGGGUGCAACUCAAUAUUAGGAUGAUGUUCCUAAUGUUUGGUAUACUUAGUGUAUAUUCAUUGGCUAUGUCAUGGCUAAAUUGUAAACAAUACAUAUUGAUACAUUACUAGCUCAAACACUUAAUCUGCAAAAAUUACAAGUGAGUUAGUGGGUGAGGGUGGGGGUACAGAAAACAUGGGUUACUAAUCUGAUAGUGGGGUGGUAGAUGCCUAGUCUCCCUUAUGGCUCAGAUCAGGUGCCUACAUAGUAUACACCAGGGCUGCCCAACCCUCUUCCUGGAGAUCUACCGUCCUGUGGGUUUUCAGUCCAACCCUAAUUUAACACACCUGAUUCUACUUAUUAGCUGCUCAACAAGACCUUAACUAGCUGAAUCAGAUACGCUAAAUUAGGGUUGGACUGAAAACCUACAGGACAGUAGAUCUCCAGGAAGAGCGUUGGACUGAAAACCUACAGGACAGUAGAUCUCCAGGAAGAGCGUUGGACUGAAAACCUACAGGACAGUAGAUCACCAGGAAGAGGGUUGGGCAGCCCUGGUCUACACCAUUGACAUACAUCAUUCACACAUACCACCCCACCCACCCACCCCCCUCAUGGGCUCCAUCAGCAGCCGGUUUUAAUUUAGAAUGGAAAAUGAAUGUGUUUAUGCAACAAAUGUUAAUGUAUCGCUUCAAUUCAUUCUCUAAUCAAACCGAAUCGUUUCAAAUUAAAACGUACUGUUCCUUUAUCGUAUCGGAGCCCAUGUAUCUAGAUACGUAUCGACUUGAAAGGGAAAGAUGCACGUUCCUACCAAUUAUGAUAGUGAAUAACGUUAAUAUGCUAAAAAUAAACUAUGAAAGUGGAUACGUCACAAAAUGUAAACAUUACUGGGGCCACCUCAUACUUUUGGUGGCAGGAAGCAGUGUCAUAGGAGCAGUAGCUUGCUAACUGUUGUGGCAAAACAAUUUACUUGUACAGAUAAUUCUCUACGGCACCUUCUUUCUUCGCAACAUCCACGCUUCCUAAACUAGCAAUGUGUACAUUUUGGAUCAGAUAACCUUAUUCAGUAACAUGUUUGUUUAGAAUGUGUUUUUCGUAUCAUUUGCUAAGUUUAACCAUUGUGUUUGGCUUCUCAAGAUGGAGCCCUAACUGUAACCUAGGCUUCUACUCUCCUUUUCCCCAGCCUCUCCUAUCUCUUCCAUUUGAUUGACUGUCUCUCUUGUCACUCAGGGGCGACGAUGUUUGUAAUUGGCUCUCACGCUGCCUUCCGAGAGCUGGAGGGAGGAUCGGAAAUGGAGGAGCUCUUCAUGGAGCCUGUGUGAAGGUGUAGAGAGAGGGGAAUCUUUAUAUCUGUGCCAUUAUAGCAUCUGUGACAGCAUGGGCAGUGCCAUUUGAGG
This is a messenger RNA of Coregonus sp. 'balchen', 8376 nucleotides long. The record is from the annotation of a GenBank genome assembly. NCBI's taxonomy places the organism in Eukaryota, Metazoa, Chordata, Actinopteri, Salmoniformes, Salmonidae.